CGAAAGAUUUUCGCUCCCUUUUUCUCGGGAAAUUACUGGAAAGGGAAGGCACCAGAACCCUCGUAUCUUCGAUAUAAAUAUAUUGAAAUGCUCACAUUUUUCCACCGAUCAAGAGCUUUGCAAUUUGGCAAGAAAAAUAUCCGGAGCUUUCGUUCACUGUCGCGCGCCACAAACUAGUGUUUUGUGUUGGUUCUGAAUGGCGGAUGUGCAGAUGGGAGAGGCCGAAACCUUCGCCUUCCAGGCUGAGAUCAAUCAGCUUCUGAGUCUCAUCAUCAACACUUUCUACAGCAACAAGGAGAUCUUCCUUCGUGAGCUCAUCAGCAACGCCUCUGAUGCCUUGGAUAAGAUUCGAUUCGAGAGCCUGACGGACAAGAGCAAAUUGGAUGCGCAGCCCGAGCUGUUCAUCAGGAUUGUACCCGACAAAGUUAACAAGACCCUCUCUAUUAUUGACAGUGGCAUCGGAAUGACCAAAGCAGAUCUGGUGAACAAUUUGGGAACAAUUGCGAGGUCUGGAACCAAGGAGUUCAUGGAGGCGUUGCAGGCUGGAGCAGAUGUGAGCAUGAUAGGCCAAUUCGGUGUAGGGUUUUACUCAGCCUACCUAGUUGCAGAGAAGGUCAUUGUGACAACAAAGCACAAUGACGAUGAGCAAUACAUCUGGGAGUCUCAAGCUGGUGGGUCAUUCACUGUUACCAGGGACGUUUCUGGAGAGCCGCUUGGGAGAGGAACCAAGAUCACCCUCUUCCUCAAGGACGACCAGGUGGAGUACUUGGAAGAAAGGCGAAUCAAAGACCUUGUGAAGAAGCAUUCUGAGUUCAUUAGCUACCCAAUCUAUCUCUGGACUGAGAAGACAACUGAGAAAGAGAUCAGUGAUGAUGAGGAUGAUGAGCCCAAGAAGGAUGAGGAAGGAGCUGUUGAGGAAGUUGAUGAGGAGAAAGAGACCAAAUCAAAGAAGAAGAAGAUCAAGGAGGUUUCCCAUGAGUGGCAGCUCAUCAACAAGCAGAAGCCCAUCUGGCUGCGCAAGCCAGAGGAGAUCACCAAGGAGGAGUAUGCCUCAUUCUACAAGAGCCUGACCAAUGACUGGGAGGACUAUCUUGCUGUUAAGCACUUCUCGGUAGAGGGACAGCUCGAGUUCAAAGCUAUCCUCUUUGUCCCAAAGAGAGCCCCAUUUGAUCUGUUCGACACCCGGAAGAAGAUGAACAACAUCAAGCUUUAUGUGAGGAGGGUGUUCAUUAUGGACAAUUGCGAGGAGCUCAUUCCAGAGUACCUCGGAUUUGUGAAAGGCGUUGUUGAUUCUGAUGACUUGCCACUCAACAUAUCUCGUGAGAUGCUUCAACAAAACAAGAUUCUGAAGGUGAUCAGGAAGAAUUUGGUGAAGAAAUGCAUUGAGAUGUUCAAUGAGAUUGCGGAGAACAAGGAUGAUUACAGCAAGUUCUAUGAUGCUUUCUCCAAGAACUUGAAGUUGGGUAUUCAUGAAGACAGCCAGAACAGAGCUAAACUGGCUGAUCUGCUCCGAUAUUACUCGACCAAAAGUGGUGAAGAGAUGACAAGUUUGAAGGACUAUGUCACCAGGAUGAAGGAGGGCCAGAAGGACAUCUACUACAUCACUGGUGAGAGCAAGAAGGCAGUGGAGAACUCUCCAUUCUUGGAGAGGCUAAAGAAGAAAGGAUACGAAGUGCUCUUCAUGGUUGAUGCCAUUGAUGAGUAUGCCGUCGGACAAUUGAAAGAAUAUGAUGGGAAGAAGUUGGUUUCUGCAACAAAGGAAGGCUUGAAGCUUGAUGAAGAGAGUGAGGAAGAGAAGAAGAAGAGAGAGGAGAAGAAGAAGUCUUUCGAGAACCUCUGCAAGACCAUCAAGGACAUUUUGGGAGACAAGGUUGAGAAGGUGGUGGUCUCUGAUAGAAUUGUGGACUCCCCAUGUUGCUUAGUGACUGGGGAGUAUGGAUGGACUGCAAACAUGGAGAGGAUCAUGAAGGCUCAGGCAUUGAGGGACAGUAGCAUGGGUGCUUACAUGUCAAGCAAGAAGACCAUGGAGAUCAACCCAGACAAUGGGAUCAUGGAGGAGCUGAGGAAGAGGGCUGAGGUUGACAAGAACGAUAAAUCAGUGAAGGACCUUGUGAUGCUCCUAUAUGAGACCGCCCUCCUGACUUCUGGGUUCAGUCUAGAUGAUCCAAACACAUUUGCAGGUAGAAUCCACAGGAUGUUGAAGUUGGGUCUGAGCAUUGAUGAGGGGGAAGAGGUUGGUGAGGAGGAUGCUGACAUGCCUCCUUUGGAGGAGGAUGGCAAUGAGGAGAGCAAGAUGGAGGAAGUGGACUGAGUGAUUAAAGGGUGCAAGUCUAGCUCUUUCUUGUGAGUAUCUGGUGUACCGUGUAGUGUCGAAAAACAAAAAGAAAGCAAAAAUGAGGUGGUGUCCAAA
Molecule: messenger RNA, 2410 nt
Organism: Vitis vinifera (wine grape)
Lineage: Eukaryota; Viridiplantae; Streptophyta; Magnoliopsida; Vitales; Vitaceae
Product: heat shock protein 83
Exons: 4
Coding region: 197-2311 (704 amino acids)
Biological process (GO): protein stabilization; cellular response to heat; protein folding
Cellular component (GO): plasma membrane; cytosol; perinuclear region of cytoplasm
Molecular function (GO): ATP binding; ATP hydrolysis activity; ATP-dependent protein folding chaperone
Source: RefSeq, a predicted model, not a curated record